This is a messenger RNA of Brassicogethes aeneus, 658 nucleotides long. NCBI's taxonomy places the organism in Eukaryota, Metazoa, Arthropoda, Insecta, Coleoptera, Nitidulidae. The record is from the annotation of a GenBank genome assembly.
AUGACAACAAAAUAUGAGACGAGCUAUUUAAACAAACCAUGGAACUUUUCAUGGGUGGUGGAAGAUAAUUUGGCAGCAAUGUCCUGUCCUCAAACAUUGGAAAAUCUUGAAUAUCUUCAUUUGAUUGGGAUAAAACAUCUAAUAACUUUAUCCCCAGAAAUGAGGCCUCCCAUGGAGUUAUGUCCAAACGUAGGGUGGACCAUAAUUCCAAUAGAAGAAUUCGAGGCCCCUAGGAUAGAACAAAUUAUUAAUUUCAUUAAUAUUUGCGAGAAAUUCCGUUCCAACAGCGAAGCGGUGGGAAUUCACUGCAGGAUGGGCAGAGGUCGCACCGGUGUUAUGGCGGCCUGCUACUUGGUCAGAUUUAUGGACGUGCACCCAGAAAAUGCCAUCGUUCGACUAAGACUGCAAAGGCCGGGCUCAAUAGAGACACGUGAUCAGGAAAGGGCUGUGUUAAGAUACCACGACUAUUUGAGGACCUCAUAGCAGGAUACAAUUCGCAUUUGUACGUCUGCUUGUGGAGAUGUUUUAAUUGCCUAUUGCUUGGUUCACAUAUUCUGAAGUUUCCAAUUAUUGAAACCAACCGAGAGUAGAUUAUUUUACAAGAUUGAUUGUUUUUUGUUUAUGUAUACAUAUAUGUAUUUAUUUUAGUUAAUAAAAG